Molecule: messenger RNA, 930 nt
Organism: Trichosurus vulpecula (common brushtail)
Lineage: Eukaryota; Metazoa; Chordata; Mammalia; Diprotodontia; Phalangeridae
Product: olfactory receptor 2AP1-like
Exons: 1
Coding region: 1-930 (309 amino acids)
Biological process (GO): G protein-coupled receptor signaling pathway
Cellular component (GO): membrane
Molecular function (GO): G protein-coupled receptor activity; olfactory receptor activity
Source: RefSeq, a predicted model, not a curated record
AUGAAAAACCUCACUACAUUGACUGAGUUCAUCCUGUUGGGACUGACAGAUGCCCCUGAGUUCCAGGUUGUGAUUUUCCUCUUUCUCCUCCUCACCUACAUGCUUAGUAUCAUUGGCAACCUGACCAUCAUCAUCCUCACGCUAUUGGACUCCCACCUCCAAACUCCCAUGUAUUUCUUCCUUCGGAAUUUUUCCAUCUUAGAAAUUUUCUUCACAUCUGUUUUUACUCCCAGACUGCUGUUCAGCAUCUCAACAGGGAACAAAACCAUCAGCUUUGUUGGCUGCUUCCUUCAGUACUUUUUUGCCAUAUUUUUGGGGGCCACUGAAUUUUACCUCCUUGCCGCUAUGUCCUAUGAUAGGUAUGUCGCCAUCUGCAAGCCCCUGCAUUACACAACCAUCAUGAGCAGCAGAGUCUGCAUCCUACUAAUUCUUUGUACUUGGCUGGCUGGGUUAUUGAUUUCUGGCCCAGCAGUUCUACUGGCAGGUAGUCUGAACUUCUGCUCCUUCAAUACCAUGGAUCAUUAUUACUGUGAUACUGUUCCACUUUUGAAACUCUCCUGUUCAGACACAGGUCUGACUGAGCUACUCGAUACUCUCUUAGCCUCAGUGACACUUCUGCUAACUCUAGUGCUGGUGCUUCUCUCCUAUACAAACAUCAUCCGUACAAUUCUAAGAUUUCCUUCUGCUCAACAGAGGAAAAAGGCUUUUUCUACUUGUUCCUCCCACAUGAUUGUCAUCUCUCUCUCUUAUGGAAGCUGCAUGUUUAUGUACAUUAAUCUCUCAACAAAAGACAUCAGCUUCCAUAAGGGAGUAGGUAUCCUCCAAACUUCAAUUGCUCCUCUCCUAAAUCCCUUCAUUUACAGCCUAAGGAACAAACAAGUGAUCCAAGCCUUCAAGGACUUGAUCCAAAAGAUCACAAGUCAUGGAUGA